Messenger RNA from Soboliphyme baturini, 369 nucleotides. The record is from the annotation of a GenBank genome assembly. Lineage: Eukaryota; Metazoa; Nematoda; Enoplea; Dioctophymatida; Soboliphymatidae.
GAUCCGUCCACAAACGGAAAAGGAGAAGAUACAAAUGUGUCGGGUAUGCGCUUCGGUGAUCGACGGAGUACCGCAGGUCGUGCUUGGGAGCGAAAGCUGCCUCAGAGGUUACAACGCGACGGUGUUUGCGUACGGCCAGACAGGCAGUGGCAAGACGUACACGAUGGGAUCUGGCAUCGACGCCACGACCGACGAGGAAAGGGGCAUCAUCCCUAGAGCAGUCGCAGACCUGUUUCAGCUGAUCGAGAAGACUCAACUCGCAGGGGCCGAAGGCUCGCAUGUCGAACCCGUUUUCAAGGUGGAAGUUCAGUUUGUGGAGGUAAGUUUCGCUAGGCGAUUUAAUGUUAACUUGUACACGAUCAGCUAAAG